Molecule: messenger RNA, 276 nt
Organism: Cladocopium goreaui
Lineage: Eukaryota; Dinophyceae; Suessiales; Symbiodiniaceae
Source: the annotation of a GenBank genome assembly
AUGGCAAAAAGGUGCGAAGGGCGGCGGGGCCCAGGUCGAGGACCACCUCGCGAGGAGAAUUGUUCCAGCGACUUUUGCAGGGAGGAGCGAGGAAAAGGAGAGCUUGUGCCACAACCCAAUAGGCCCCUGGAAUGUUUUUUUCCCGGAUGCGUAGCGAAGGGAUCUUUUUUUCUUGGUAUACGGGGUCUGGGGGUGGAGUCUUGUUUGCGGGUCGUUGCGCGUUGCGGGUCUCCAAUCGACCCUUGCUGUACCUAUAGGAAUUGCUACAAAAAGUGA